This is a messenger RNA of Rotaria sp. Silwood2, 636 nucleotides long. Lineage: Eukaryota; Metazoa; Rotifera; Eurotatoria; Philodinida; Philodinidae. The record is from the annotation of a GenBank genome assembly.
AUGACUUUACCAAAUCUUUCCAAUACAACUUAUCUUCAUACAUUGACCACUGGUAUAAACACAUUACGGUUUCUUGAACGUUUAGUAGAAUGUAUACCUCUCAUCGAAAAUCUCUCUGUUGGUGUACAAGAGACAGAGAUUUAUGAUGAUGACAAAUUUGACAUAAUCCCAUUGCCUGUUACCGUCGAUGCUCGUUUUCUUCGUCGUCUAUCCCAUCUUAAAUUGCAUUGUAUGAGUAAAAGAAGUUUCCAUAAAGCCAUUGCGCUUUUAUCGUCAGUGUUUGGCCAACUUACUCAUCUAUCAUUAAAAUUAAAUGCAUAUACAUCAAUCUCUGGUGCAUUGAUUAUAUCAGGUGAUACUAUUCAACAAUUAUGUAUCGAUCGUCUAAAACCAUCGGCAAUCUAUACUCUUAAUCUAUCAGUCAAUGUUAUUAAAGAGUCGGAGGAAAAAAUAAUUUUCACCUCAUUUGUUAAAGCUUCAUUUGCUCGUCGAGAACGACCGAAGGUGUUUGUCCAAGAACUUGAUAAUGGAACGAUUGGUCAUAAUUAUCAUUGUUUUAUAGUAUACACUGCACCAUAUAAUGAUAGGAUGCUUCCAACGUACUUGUUCUCUACAGAUCUGGAAAAGUGUGUAUAA